Messenger RNA from Indicator indicator, 682 nucleotides. RefSeq names its product NADH:ubiquinone oxidoreductase subunit B2 (gene NDUFB2). The coding region runs from base 19 to 309 and encodes 96 amino acids. The transcript is spliced from 4 exons. The record is from RefSeq and is a predicted model, not a curated record. Gene Ontology annotation, cellular component: mitochondrial inner membrane. NCBI's taxonomy places the organism in Eukaryota, Metazoa, Chordata, Aves, Piciformes, Indicatoridae.
GCUGGUGGAGCUGCUAUCAUGCUGGCGUCGCUGGGACGGUCGGCGGGGCGGCUGUUGCGGAUCGGGACAGGCGCGACCGGGCUGCGGCAUGCGGGCGGUGGGGUGCACAUUGAGCCGCGGUACCGGCAGUUCCCGGAGUUGACGCGGUCGCAAGUGAUCCGGAGCGAGCUCCUCAGCGGCUUCAUGUGGUUCUGGAUCUUGUGGCACUUCUGGCACAAUUCGGACAUGGUGCUGGGCCACUUCCCUUACCCCGACUCUUCGGCCUGGACGGACGAGGAGCUUGGGAUCCCUCCAGAUGACGCGGAAUAGCGCUUCCAUCCACGGGUUCCGGCGUUGCCGGCAGCACACACCGGUACCUGGAACUAGAGAUCUCUGGAACCAAGCUUUGGCUCCUUUGUCCUUACUUCAAUAAAAGUUAACUGUAAACAAAGUCAAGAUAAACUGUACUUUGCUUUUGAGUGCUGUAGGAUUUCUGGAGAUGAUGGGGUAUUUCAGUCUGCUGGAGCUUCUGUAAUAUUUGCUCAAUACAUAAGGUGCUGCACCCUGGAAACAAAGUGAUAGAGCCAUGUUGAGAGAGCAGGUUCCAACUUCCAUGAAUGUACAGUAGGCAAGAGUUCCAUCAUGAAAGCUCUACCAAAUAACCACUAAAAGGGUGAGGAAAAUAAAACUUGUCCUUGUUAGA